Molecule: messenger RNA, 6278 nt
Organism: Syngnathus typhle (broad-nosed pipefish)
Lineage: Eukaryota; Metazoa; Chordata; Actinopteri; Syngnathiformes; Syngnathidae
Gene: dhx16
Product: DEAH (Asp-Glu-Ala-His) box polypeptide 16
Exons: 24
Coding region: 293-3460 (1055 amino acids)
Cellular component (GO): intracellular anatomical structure; catalytic step 2 spliceosome
Molecular function (GO): RNA binding; ATP binding
Source: RefSeq, a predicted model, not a curated record
UCCUUCAUUCUCCUACUUUUUUCAUAAUCGAAGGAGAGUUUCUUGCAAGCAGACAUGCGCGUAAACUUAGCGUCAUUAAAAAUGGACUGUUUAUCUCGUUAUCUUGUUUUAUAGUUACUUGUGUCUUAAAAUGUAUGAUGGCACAUUCGACUUAAAAGUUACUCAUUCCGUCACCGUGUGUAGCAGCUGCCAAUUAUGGACUAAGUUAGCUCGCGUUUAAGAGUGAGCUAGCUUUUAGCCUCCGAGUUUUGGAGCAUAAACAACGUUGAAUUGACAUUUUCAAAGCGACACCAUGGCCGACCUUGAGCAGUGGGUCAACGACCGGCUGCAUGACAUCUUGGGCCUGAGCGACCGUUAUGUUGCUCAGUUCAUGAUCGGCAUUGGCCGGAAGGCGAGCAGCUCUCAGGACUUUGUGAGCAGGCUCCAGCAGACAGGCACCAUCGACAUCGACCAGAGCAUCACCACCUUUGCCCAUGAGCUGUUUGACAAAAUUCCUCGCAAGCAGGUCGUGGAAAAAGCCUCCCGGGUGAUGGAGCGCCAGGCCAUCGAGAUGGACAGGAAGAACCGCACGUACACUUUGCUGGAGGAUAGCGACAGCGAAGAGGACAUCGUUGUGGAGAAGCAGCGUGGGACUAAGAAGAAGAACAAAGAGAAGGACGGAGGGAGCAAAAGGAAGAACAUCCGGCGGAAGAAGGAGAGCGAGUCGUCCAGUGAAGAAGAAGCGCCUGUUAGCAGGGCUAAGUCGAGCAAGGAUGACAACUCGGCUAUGAAGAGUGAAGAUCAUGAAGAAGAAGAGUGGGAGAAAGAAGAGCGGGAGCGACUACACGACAUCGAGGAGCGCGACGCCUUUGCCGAACGCGUCAAGCUGAGAGACAAAGAUAAGACGAGGCACAUCGCGGAGAGGACGGACAAAAAGGCUUACGAGGAGGCUCAGAAGAGACUGAAGUUGGCUGAAGAUGACCAGAGAAACAUGUUGCCCGAUUUGCGGAAGCAGUCCCGCCGCGAAUACCUGAAGAAGCGUGAGGAGGAAAAGCUGGAGGACCUGGAGGCGGAACUCGUCGACGAGGAGUACCUGUUUGCCUCGGACGACCUGACCGAGCGUGAGAAGAAGGAGGUGGAGUACAAGCAAACACUGCGAGACCUGGCGAAGGACUACAAGAAGGCUGGAGCAAAGGAGCUGGAGGAGAGGAAGAACAGAUACUACAUGCCGGAGGAGAUCAGGAGAAAGGAGGUGCCCCAGAAGGAGUUGGAGCUAGAGGAGGAGCUCCCCAUGGAGCUGGGCGGCGAGCAGGGUCGCUGGGAGGAGGAGCGGCUCAAGACGGCCUCGCUCAACUUCGGUGCCAAGAAGGAGCGCGAGCAGGGCGUGAGGCGCCAACAGGAGAAGUACCAGCUCAUCCUGGAGGAGGAAGAGAUGAUCGACUUUGUCAGCACCGCCAUCACCAUGAAAGGGACUUUGAUGGAGGACGAGACUCCGGCAUUGUCCCAAGCAGAGCUGAAGAAGCAGUCCAUGCAGGAGGUCCGCCGCAGCCUCCCCAUCUUUCCAUUCAGAGAGGACCUGCUAGCUGCCAUCCACGAGCACCAAGUUCUGGUCAUCGAGGGCGAGACGGGCUCGGGAAAGACCACACAAAUCCCGCAGUACCUCUUUGAGGACGGUUUCACCAAAGGAGGGAUGAAGAUCGGAUGCACGCAGCCUCGCCGAGUGGCCGCCAUGUCGGUGGCCGCUCGGGUGUCGCAGGAAAUGAGCGUCAAGCUCGGUAAUGAGGUGGGCUACAGUAUCCGCUUUGAGGACUGCACAUCAGAGAGGACGAUCAUCAAGUACAUGACCGACGGCAUGCUGCUACGAGAGUUUCUCACCGAGCCCGACCUCGCCAGCUACAGUGUGAUCAUCAUCGACGAAGCUCACGAGCGAACCCUCCACACGGAUAUCCUGUUUGGCCUCAUCAAGGACAUCGCCAGGUUCCGUCCCGAAUUGAAGGUGCUGGUGUCAAGCGCCACACUGGACACGGCGCGCUUCUCCACCUUCUUCGACGACGCGCCCGUCUUCAGGAUCCCCGGCAGGAGAUUCCCCGUGGACAUAUUCUACACUAAAGCUCCAGAGGCUGACUACAUGGAAGCGUGUGUGGUGUCAGUGCUGCAGAUCCACGUCACGCAACCUCCUGGAGAUAUUCUGGUCUUCCUCACUGGACAGGAGGAUAUCGAGACAUGCUGCGAGCAGCUCCAAGACCGAUGUCGGCGGCUGGGCUCCAAAAUCGCCGAGCUGCUCGUCCUGCCCAUCUACGCCAAUCUGCCCUCUGACAUGCAGGCCAAGAUCUUCAGCCCCACGCCGCCCGGUGCACGCAAGGUGGUGGUGGCGACCAAUAUUGCGGAAACCUCCUUGACCAUUGACGGCAUCAUCUAUGUCAUCGACCCGGGUUUCUGCAAGCAGAAGAAUUACAUCGCCCGGACCGGGAUGGAAUCUCUUAUCGUCAUGCCUUGCUCUCGGGCGUCGGCCAGUCAGAGAGCAGGCCGCGCCGGCCGAGUGGCCGCCGGCAAAUGCUUCAGGCUCUACACGGCGUGGGCCUACAAACACGAGAUGGAGGACAUGACCGUGCCCGAAAUUCAGAGGACCAACCUGGGAAAUGUGGUGCUGCUGCUCAAGAGUUUGGGUAUCAAUGACCUUCUCCACUUUGACUUCAUGGACCCGCCGCCGCACGAGACUCUUCUGAUGGCUCUGGAGCAGCUUUACGCCCUCGGAGCACUCAACCACUUAGGAGAACUCACCACGUUGGGUCGCAGGAUGGCCGAGCUGCCCGUGGACCCCAUGCUGAGCAAGAUGAUCCUCGCCUCUGAGCAGUACAAGUGUUCUGAGGAGGUUCUCUCAAUCGCCGCCAUGCUCUCAGUAAACAACGCAAUCUUCUACCGGCCCAAGGACAAGGCGGUGCAUGCUGACAACGCCAGGAUGAACUUUGUGGUGCCCGGCGGGGAUCACCUGGUCCUGCUGAAUGUCUACACGCAGUGGGUGGAGAGCGGUUACUCGACACAGUGGUGCUACGAAAACUUCAUCCAGUUUCGCUCCAUGAGGCGAGCGCGGGACGUCCGGGACCAGCUGGAGGGCCUGAUGGAGCGCAUCGAGGUGGAGAUGGUCAGCUCCCAGGGUGAUUCCAUGCCUAUCCGUAAGGCGGUGACAGCGGGCUACUUCUACCACACGGCGCGGCUCAGCAAAGGAGGCUACAGGACGGUGAAACAUCAGCAGACCGUCUACGUCCACCCGAGUAGUUCGCUGUUUGAUGAGCAGCCCCGGUGGCUCAUUUACCACGAGCUGGUCAUGACCACUAAGGAGUUCAUGAGACAGGUGGUGGAGAUCGAGAGCGGCUGGCUUCUGGAAGUGGCUCCUCACUACUACAAGAGCAAGGAAGUGGAGGAUAGCAACAACAAGAAGAUGCCCCGCAACCAGGGCAAGGCCAAGGAGGAACUGGGUUGAAAGCCACCGACCCCAUUACGAUGGCACACUGGCCAAUUCGCAGGCGUUAGUGGACAUGGUGGGGAAGAAGAAAAAAAAAAAAAUGGACAUGCCCAAACAGCCUGAACACAAAGCUGUGACGAAUAGAGAUUCCACCUUAAAGUGGCUCCCGAACGGUUUAAUUAUAAACCCGAUUGCCUGCGGGGAUGACGUACGAUUCACCGGGCUCAUUAGUGACGCUUUGCUACCCCACUCUUGAAUUGUUGUCCUGAUUGCUGAAAAGCAAUAAAUGUUUUUUACCGCUAUUUGGAGUUCCUCUGCACAUUCAAAUACUUCUUUCCGUCUUCAUUUUUUACAUCUUUUGAUUGCAAAACUCUUUGACCAUAUGAUUAAUGACCAGCAUCUUUGGUGAUGUUUACAUAUUUUGUAUCAUGGGAGUAAUGACCCCACCCGCCCCCACCCUGAUAUAAUUUGACCUACGCAACUAUGUGGUUUCGAUAUUUAUCCACAGUGUUCCCAGCACGUCAAACUGUGGCGAGCGUCGGUAAACGUCCAGACCGCACAAAGACUCAUCGGGUUGGUGCGACGCACGAGUUAUGACGGUAAGGACCAGUUUUGCUGCGCGCUCUCCGAUGUGUAUCACGUACGAGGCGGGCCGCCUGUGCAAAUAUGCGGCCUGCUGACAUCCAUCACGCCUGUCGGCUAAUGGAGGUCGAGGACCUGCCGGAGCUACACAGGAAGUGCUGAUAAUGCUUCACAGAAACUGGAAGAGUCACAGAAAGGUGGACGUCCUUGGAAAUGAAUUUGGAUGCAUGUCAAAUGUUAAGCAAGCCCUGACUGACUUAUUGACAUGUUCCUCGAGCAGAACCGUAUACACACGGCGGAGCAGGUCCGACUGGUCCGACCGAAGGCGGCUUGCCGGGCGGGCAAGGGGGGGAGUGCCUCUUCCGAGAAGGUGGUGCUGUGUCAUAGUGGGAAAACAAGACAGAACAGACUUGGAAUGAAAGAGGAAGGCCAGCGCAGACCAGUUUUACAACAGGAGGUCCACUUAUGGAACUGCUGGUGAUGUGAGACUUCCUCGACAGGAAGCUAAACCAGUCUGACGCUGGGUGAGGGACACCUUUAUCUGAACUCUUCAGCUUUUGACAUUAAGGAGAUGGAGGAGACAAGCACACGACAACGCGGAAGAACUCUGUCCGUCCGUCCGUGUUAUAAUGACACCCUCACCCCUCCCGGACUUUGGCAACAGUCUGCCCAAGAAGAUCCCCCUCCCCUCCGCCCCUGUAACCACCAGUGGGGGGGACGGAGGUUGAACGAGUCUCUUGGACUCCUCCGACCGCCAUGGCUUCGACUCCCUCCGCUUCGGCCCUCACUUCGGUGCUCCGAUGUCGCGGUACACUGUGGACCAGGAAUCCGCCGAGCAAGCGAAGCUCCCCCUCGGCGUACGGCCCCGCGCUGGCGGGCGGAACUCGGCGCGACUCGCCCGGCCGCGGAGAGAGCUUGUCGUAUCGACUGUCCGUGCGGUACGAUUCACCAUCGCGGGAGGGCGAUGGGGCCCACCGAUCGAGGGAGCUGCAGAGAAGCGGCCCGGAGGCACGCGCAGUGUUCCAAGCCAGCAAAGGAGCUCGCCAACCCGCGGCGGUUGUUCUCAUUACCCGGUUAAUACGACCGUGUCAAACCAAAGUGUUCGUACGGGACAUGUGUGAGCAUCGCUUAGGGUUUGGUGGACUGUGCCGUGACGGUGGACAAAUGACCCCGUCUUUCGUGGAGACCAGAUGGAGCACUUUGAGGAGCACUUGCCGUUCUCUCCAACUUCUGCUGACCCACAUUGUAUUACGCCGGCUGGCCAUACUCUGCGGAUGCGGCAGGGGGCGCCAACGCAAGAUUAAGAGAAAUGAUUCCGGAAAGAAGAUGCCCAAAUAUGGACCUGAUUGACAGUCGGAGGCCUUGAACUUGACACACUGUGAUCCUUGCCUUAUUUAUUGACUUUUAUCUCUGUCUGUGUGAACAAUUUGGUUAUCUUCUGUCCAUGAGCGUAACACGUGGGGGUGCAGCGUGGCCUUCAUGUGUAUUUUGCACAUUUGGACUUCAACCUAUUGAGCAAAAAAAAAAAGUAAAAUCUGUGAGCACUUUUUCGGCAGUGAACAGAAACCUGCGUUGAGAGGUAAAAAAAACAGAAAAUGUCUUUGUUAUAUGUGAGAAAAGAUGCCUUGAAUUGCUAAACGUGACAUGAGUCACUGAGUGGGCUCUCUAGUUCUCUCGAUAACUAUUGGGUUAUUUCCCUAACUCACCGGGUUGAUGAGUUUAUGUGGUAGUUUAUAGCCCUUGGCUCAAUUGUGUUUCCAAAUGUCUUUUUAGAAAGUACAAACUUACGUAAGUGAGUCGCAACCGUGUAAAAAUAGUUGUCACCUGGAAUGAAUUUGGAUGCCUGGCAACAUGGAAGAUGUUUACCACUUGGACCGUGCCCCAUGUUCCAGUGCGAUGGAUGCUAAACGUGCCUUUUGGUUUGCCAAAAAUGAAGGCGAGGGAAUGCUGAAAUGGAAGUCUCGCCGUCAUAGCGUGUGUGACGUCACUGACGUUGGCUACAGCGGCGGAAGUUUGAAACUCAACUGUAGUUUUCUAACAGUUCAUCUCUCCUGGUUCACUAGACUUUUUUUAAAAAUGGGCUUUUGUCCCAGAAAUUUGCUAAGGGAAUGGCUAAUUGGCUCCAUGUUAAGGUGUAGCUACUCACGGUUGUAGCGUUGUAAACAAAUAAUAGGGAAACGUUCCACAAUUUUUACUUCUAUUAUGGAUAUUAUAUUUUUACUUGCUAUUCUGCAAUAAAAAAAAAUCUCCCCCA